This is a messenger RNA of Dromiciops gliroides (monito del monte), 1792 nucleotides long. It is a transcript of the gene PSMC3IP, whose product is annotated as PSMC3 interacting protein. Gene Ontology annotation, molecular function: recombinase activator activity; double-stranded DNA binding. Gene Ontology annotation, biological process: meiotic joint molecule formation; homologous chromosome pairing at meiosis; meiotic strand invasion involved in reciprocal meiotic recombination. Lineage: Eukaryota; Metazoa; Chordata; Mammalia; Microbiotheria; Microbiotheriidae. Gene Ontology annotation, cellular component: condensed nuclear chromosome; DNA recombinase auxiliary factor complex. The coding region runs from base 908 to 1558 and encodes 216 amino acids. The record is from RefSeq and is a predicted model, not a curated record. The transcript has 8 exons.
UAUGAGAAAAAAAUGUUGAUGUUCCCAGUGGAGUAGCUGCCCUUGAGACCGGAAGAGUAAGACGGUAUCUGUGUAAUUUAAAGAAAAUGCGUCAUGAGAGAAGGGGGUGGGGGGUGCCGCGCAGGGGCUCUCUCUGUGCCCCUUCCAAUGCCCUUUUAGAUGACAAAGCACCUGUCACCAGCCCCUGCAUUUCUAGCGUGUUGGCCCCAUGGGAGAGAGGCCUGUUUGGAGGCUGGUGAAGGAUCCUGACCGGCCCAGGUUCAGGGAGCUGCCCGCCUUUUUUCCUGGCUUCGGCUAGGACGGACAGCUGUUCUCCGGCCCACAACUCAUCUCAGAAACCAGAAACGUUUAUUUCAGGCUCUGCCCCACAGACCUGUGUAGGCACAAAUAGAAAGCACCUGUCAGGUGGCAGGCCUUCAUCUGCCCGACAGGAAACGGCCUCUUCCGUUCACUACGAUCGCCCUUCUCCCCCAGCCUCUCUUCGUCCCCGUAGGUCCAAGACCGAGCGCCCCCUGGGGGCAGAGCCCUGCAAGAAGGGCGGCCCACGCGAGCCGCCGACAGGGCGCUAGGAAGAGCUGGAGACCGGCUAUUACCCUCAGACGUGCGUGUUGCUGUAGCCGUAUCUCCAGUUAAGGGUUACGCUGCAGGAGAGCAGUGUGCCUAUCCUGCGGGCCCCCCUGGAAGCAAGCAACCACCCCGUCCCCACCACCUAACCUGAAGAAAUGGAAAAAUGUACGCUAGGCUCUACAGUGGCCGGGAAGGCCUUCUGCCUUAAAUCCAUCGUCUGGGACGGCUUUCCAGUCACGUGGGCCAAUCACCGCGCUCGGCCUCCCUCUACCCGUUUCCGGAAGGAGGGAGUCGCCAGCUGGGGGCAGCUUCCGGCUGUUUGACUGCUGGCGGGAACGAGAUGAGUAAAGGCCGCGCGGAGCUGGCGGCAGCCCCCGGGCUUGUCCUGAGUUACCUGCGGGAGCAGAACCGACCCUACAGCGCUCAGGACGUGUUCGGGAACCUGCAGCGGGAUCACGGGCUCGGCAAGGCGGCUGUGGUGAAGGCCCUGGAGCAGCUGGCGCAGCAGGGCAAAAUCAAGGAGAAGGUGUACGGCAAGCAGAAAAUCUAUUUUGCGGACCAGGAUGAAUUUGAUACUGUGAGUGACACAGACCUCAAAGGCCUUGACGAUGAAAUUCUGUCACUCACUUCCAAAGUCCAAAGUGUCCAGCAGAGCUGCCGCCACAUGGAAGCUGAGCUGAAAGAAUUGACUAGCUCCCUGACUACACCAGAGAUGUGUAAAGAGAUUGAGGAGUUAAAAAAAGAAUGUGCCAAUUAUACAGAGAGGCUAAAUAAAAUCAAAGCAGCCACCAACCAUGUGACUCCAGAAGAAAAAGAAAAGGUAUAUCAGGAGAAACAGAAGUAUCACAAAGAGUGGAGGAAGCGGAAGAGGAUGGCAACUGAACUGUUUGAUGCAAUUCUUGAAGGUUACCCCAAGAGUAAGAAGCAGUUUUUUGAAGAAGUUGGAAUUGAGACAGAUGAAGAUUACAACGUCACCCUUCCAGACCCCUGAGGAACCUCUCUCCAAAUAAUAUUGAAGUCAGAAGGCACUUCCUGGACUGGUUGUAGUGGUGUUUUGGCACUUCCAGGUGCCCUUUUGGCUACAGGAGUCAUCUAAACUAGGGGAAAGUGACUAGACUUAUUAGGACCAACAAAGUGGGUGGUUAUACAUAUAUUACUUAGGUCAUACAUAUAUUACUUAGGAUUUGACUUGAUAAAUUCAGAACAAAUCUGGGCUUAAGCAUUU